Pyrgilauda ruficollis (rufous-necked snowfinch) is the source of this 2074-nucleotide messenger RNA. RefSeq names its product solute carrier family 45 member 3 (gene SLC45A3). The transcript has 4 exons. The record is from RefSeq and is a predicted model, not a curated record. Gene Ontology annotation, biological process: transmembrane transport. Lineage: Eukaryota; Metazoa; Chordata; Aves; Passeriformes; Passeridae. The coding region runs from base 115 to 1818 and encodes 567 amino acids. Gene Ontology annotation, molecular function: sucrose:proton symporter activity. Gene Ontology annotation, cellular component: membrane.
UCCCCAGCAGCCCGGGACGGGAAGCUGCAGUCCUUGCCUGGGGGGCGUCCCUGGGAGCUGUGCAGCUGGCAGGACACAGCCCUGUGCCACUGAGGGCUCGGGGUUGGGGACAGCAUGUCCUUCCAGAGCCGCAGGACCCAGCUGCUGCUGGUCAACUCGCUGACCUUCGGGCUGGAGGUGUGCCUGGCUGCUGGCAUCACCUACGUGCCACCGCUGCUGCUGGAGGUGGGCGUGGAGGAGAAGUUCAUGACCAUGGUUUUGGGGAUAGGCCCUGUCCUCGGGCUGGUUUUUGUGCCCCUGAUCGGCUCGGCCAGCGACCACUGGCACAGCAGCUACGGCCGCAGGAGACCUUUCAUCUGGGUGCUGUGCCUGGGCGUGCUGCUCAGCCUUUUUGUCAUCCCCCACGCCAGCAGCCUGGCCAGCCUGUGUGCCCUCAACCCCCGGCCUCUGGAGAUCGCCUUCCUCAUCGUGGGCAUCGGGCUGCUGGAUUUCUGUGGCCAGGUGUGCUUCACCCCUCUGGAGGCCCUGCUCUCCGACCUCUUCCAGGAGCCGGACAACUGCCGCCAGGCCUUCUCCGUGUACGCCUUCAUGGUCAGCCUGGGGGGCUGCAUCGGCUACCUGCUGCCCGCCAUCGACUGGGCCUUCCUGGCGCCCUACCUGGGAGGCCAGCAGAGCUGCCUCUUCAGCCUGCUGGCCCUCAUCUUCCUCGGCUGUGCGCUGGCCACGCUCUUUGUGACAGAGGAGGCCGCGCAGGGGGAUGUCGCGGGCGGGCCGGCGCCCAAGGACGCGUCCGCAAGGGCGGCGCUGUGCUGCUGGCGGCGGGGGCCGUGCGCGCCGCAGGGCCGGCGGCUGCUGCAGGCGGGCAGGAAGCUGUGCCUGCUGCUGCCGCGGCUGCACGGCCUCUGCUGCCGCGUCCCCAGCGCCAUCCGCCGCCUCUUCGUGGCCGAGCUCUGCAGCUGGAUGGCUCUCAUGACCUUCAUGCUGUUCUACACGGAUUUUGUCGGGGAGGGGCUGUACCACGGCGUGCCCAGGGCCAAGCCGGGCACCGAGGCCAGGCGGCACUACGAUGAAGGUGUCCGCAUGGGCAGCCUGGGCCUCUUCCUGCAGUGCAUCACCUCCAUCUUCUUCUCGACAAUCAUGGACCGGCUGGUGAAGCACUUUGGGACACGGGCAGUGUACCUGGCCAGCGUGGUGUUCUUCCCUGGGGCAGCCUUUGUCAUGUGCCUGUCCCACAGUGUCACCGUGGUCACCAUCUCCGCUGCCCUGACUGGAUUCACCUUCUCUGCCCUCCAGAUCCUGCCCUACACGCUGGCAUCCCUCUACCACCAUGACAAACAGGUAUUUCUCCAUAAAUUCAAGAGGAAAGAGGAGGAAGACUCCGCUCUGCUGGACAAGAAAUCAGCCUUCUCCAAGGGGCUGCUCUCCAGCCAGAAGCUGUCUUACCAGAAUGGCCACGCUGGGAGCCUCUUCUCCUCCUCCUCCUCUCCCUCCCCCUCCUCCUCCUCCCCAUCCUCCCCUCCAGCCGUGUCCAGCUCUGCUCUGUGUGUCAGCUCCUCCUGCGACGUCUCCCUGCGGAUCAUGGUGGGGGAGCCGGAGCUGGGGGCUCCUGGCCGGGGGAUCUGCCUGGACCUGGCCAUCCUGGACAGCGCCUUCCUCCUCUCUCAGGUGGUGCCCUCGCUCUUCAUGGGCUCCAUCGUGCAGUUCACCCAGUCUGUCACUGCCUACAUGGUGUCAGCCGCUGGCCUCGGGCUGGUCGCCAUCUACUUCGCAACCAAAGUUGUCUUUGACAAGGCUGACAUGGCCAAGUGCUCCGUGUGACAGCGGGGCAGCCACGUGGGUGGCAGAGCCAGCUCUGUGUGUGUGUGUGCCCACGGGGCCACUCUGGGGUGCCUCGUGUGGCACUGGCUGUCCCCGAGCUGGUGCUGCCACCCCAGGCGUGGCUCUGGGGCUGGGGGCAGCACGGGGUUAAUCUCAGGUGUAAAUAAGAGGCUUUGGGGCGUUGUCCUCAGGGCCUGAAGUGCUCUCCAAAGGUGCCUUUAGCAGAGGGAAGCACGGCACAGCAGCACCAAAGGGG